This is a messenger RNA of Suncus etruscus (white-toothed pygmy shrew), 3525 nucleotides long. RefSeq names its product integrin subunit alpha L (gene ITGAL). Gene Ontology annotation, molecular function: integrin binding. The transcript has 31 exons. Gene Ontology annotation, biological process: cell-cell adhesion; cell adhesion mediated by integrin; integrin-mediated signaling pathway. The record is from RefSeq and is a predicted model, not a curated record. Lineage: Eukaryota; Metazoa; Chordata; Mammalia; Eulipotyphla; Soricidae. The coding region runs from base 1 to 3525 and encodes 1174 amino acids. Gene Ontology annotation, cellular component: integrin complex; external side of plasma membrane.
AUGAAGGCCUGUAUCGUCAACUUGAGGCUGCUGUUGUCUGGGCCUUUGCUCCUGGGCUUGGCCUCGAGCUACAACCUUGAUGUUCAGCACUCACAGCGCUUGGUCUUCCCAGAUGCCAGUGCUGGCAGGCACUUUGGGUAUCGAGUCCUGCAGGUUGGAAAUAGGAUUGUCGUGGGUGCUCCAGGUGAGGGGGACAACAGCAUGGGACAACUCUACCAGUGCCAGCCAGGGAUGGCGCAGUGCCUGCCAGUCAGCCUGAGUGGUUCCAACUAUACCUCUAAGUAUUUGGGGAUGACUUUGGUGACUGACCCCAUAAAUGGAAGCCUUUUGGCCUGUGACCCUGGGCUGUCUCGGGAAUGUGACCAGAAUACCUAUCUAAGUGGCCAGUGUUACCUCUUUCACCAGGAUCUGAGGGGUCCUGUACUACAAGGGCGCCCUGGAUAUCAGGAGUGUAUAAAGAGCAAGGUCGACCUGGUGUUCCUGUUUGAUGGCUCAGGAAGCUUGAAAAAGGAAGAAUUUCAGGAAAUUCUGGACUUCAUGAAAGAUGUGAUGAAGAAACUCAGCAACUCUUCAUACCAGUUUGCGGCUGUUCAAUUCUCCACGAAUUACAAAACAGAAUUUAAUUUCUUGGACUAUGUUAGUAAGAAGGAUCCUGAUGUUCUCCUGGCCGGAGUUGAACACAUGAAGUUUUUGACUAACACCUUUCGUGCCAUCAACUAUGUCGCGACACAGGUGUUUCAGCCAGAGAUGGGGGCUCGGCCAGACGCCACCAAAGUGCUCAUCAUCAUCACUGAUGGAGAAGCCACUGAUGAUGGCAACAUUGACCAGGCUCAAGACAUUAUCCGCUAUGUAAUAGGGAUUGGAAAGUUAUUUACAUCUAAAAAGAGUCAGCAGACUCUCCAUAAAUUUGCUUCCAAACCCACAUCAGACUUUGUAAAGAUUCUGGACACUUUUGAGAAACUUAAAGAUCUGUUUACCGAGCUACAAAAGAAGAUCUAUGCCAUUGAGGGCACAAAACAGGACCUGACAUCCUUCGAUAUGGAGCUGUCUUCCAGUGGGAUCAGCGCAGAUCUCAGCAGAGGCCAUGGUGUCGUGGGGGCAGUGGGAGCCAAGGAUUGGGCUGGAGGUUUUCUAGAACUGAAUGCCAACCUGGAGGAUGAUACAUUUGUGGGGAAUGAACCACUGACACCGGAAGAGAAAGAAGGGUAUUUGGGUUACACAGUCACCUGGCUGCAUGUCCAAGGGUACACAUCAAUGCUAGCAGCCGGAGCUCCCCGAUACCAGCAUGUGGGGCGGGUGCUGUUGUUCAAUAAGACAAAGGACACAAACAGUUGGAGCCAGAUCCAGAAAAUAGAUGGGGACCAGGUGGGCUCUUAUUUUGGUGGUGAGCUGUGUGCCAUCGACAUGAACCAAGAUGGGGACACAGAGACACUGCUGAUUGGCGCACCCCUGUUUUAUGGGGAACAGAAAGGAGGCCGAGUGUUUGUGUACCAGAAAAAAAAGAUGGACUUCCAGGUAGUCUCGGAGUUAUUUGGGGACCCUGGCUACCCGCUAGGGCGAUUUGGAGCAGCCAUUACUGCCCUGAAUGACAUCAAUGGGGACGGGCUCCUGGAUGUGGCUGUGGGAGCCCCAUUGGAGGGGUGGGGAGCCAUGUAUAUCUUCAAUGGGCGGCCUGGAGGCCUGAGCCCGCAGCCAAGUCAGCGGAUUGAAGGAAUUCAGGUGUUCCCAACAAUUCGCUGGUUUGGACGCUCCAUCCACGGAGUGAAGGACCUCGGAGGCGAUGGGCUGGUGGACGUAGCUGUGGGAGCAGAGGGGCAGGUGAUCGUGCUGAGCUCCCGGCCUGUGGUAGAUGUCAUCACACUGAUGUCCUUCUCGCCGGCUGAGAUCCCAGUGCAUGAGGUGGAGUGCGCUCACCCUCCCAGCAUCAAGAAGAAGGAAGGCGUCAACCUCACAGUCUGCUUCCAGGUUAAGCUUGUCACCCUGCAGUUCAAAGGGCCCCUGGAUGUCAACCUCACAUACACGCUGCAGCUAGAUGGCCAUCGGACCUGGAGCCGAGGCCAGUUUCCAGGGGAAAAACACAAACUAAGUGGCAUCACAGCCAUCACCCCGGACCAGUCCUGCCUCAAAUUUUGGUUCCACUUCCCGGUAUGCAUUCAGGACCUCAUCUCUCCCAUCAAUGUCUCCCUGGACUAUUCUCUCUGGGAGGAAGAAAAGAUACCUGGAGAUCAAAGGGUGGCUCAUCAACAAGGCCUGGAUGUGCGGCCCAUCCUAAGACCGUCACCACACUCUGAAACCAAGGAGAUUCCCUUUGAGAAGAACUGCGGCGAGGAUAAGAAAUGUGAGGCCGACCUACAGCUCUUCUUCUCGGAAAGAUCCACAGUCCUCCGUCUGAUGCCCUCUGCCAGUCUCUCAGUGGUGCUGAGGCUGAAAAAUAUAAAAGAAGAUGCAUAUUGGGUACAGUUGGGCUUGUACUAUCCCCGGGGGCUCUCCUUCCGCAAAGUGGAAGUACUCAAGCCCCACAGCCAGAUACCUGUGAGCUGCGAGGAGCUUCCUGGUGAGUCCAAGCUCCUGAGCUUGUCCUGCAAUGUGAGCUCCCCGAUCUUCAGAGCAGGCAGCAUGGUCUCUAUCCAGGUGAUGUUCCACACUGUGCCCAACAGUUCCUGGGAGGACUUAGUGGAGCUACACGCCAACGUAAGCUGUGAAAAUGAGGACGCCAACCUCUUAAAGAACAACAUGGACACUAUCAACACCACAGUGCUGUACCCCGUCAACAUCCUCACUGAGGACCAGGAAAACUCCACGCUGUAUGUCGGCUUCACACCAAAGGGUCCCAAGAUCCACCAUGUCACACACUUCUAUAAGGUGAGGAUUCAACCUGUGUUUGGUGAGGAUCCUGUCAACCAACACAAAAUACCCCCCCUGGAGGCCUUGGUGCGGCUCCCGAGGCCCCAGAAUGAGAAGCUCCUCAAACAGGAAUGGAGAGUACAGGUGGCGACAGCGCAGGAGUCCUCUAUCAACUGUCACCCUAUGGAGACAGUGCGACUGCUGACCCCGGCUGAGCAGCCUUGCCUAUCAGAAACUCAGCUUCGUUGCCCACUAGUCUUCAAGGAGGAGCUUCAGCUGCAAGUGACGGGCAUUCUGGAACUGGUAGGGGAGAUCAAGGAAUCCACCAUGCUCAGCCUCUGCAGCUCAGUCUUCGUCUCCUUCAACAGCACCAAGCACUUCCAUCUCUAUGGCAGGAAUGCUUCCCUGGCUCAGGUCAUCAUGAAAGUUGACAUGAUCUACGAAAAAAAUAUGCUCCAUCUCUACCUGAUAAGCAGUUUUGGGGGAUUGUUGGUGCUGCUGCUGAUUUUCUGGGUGCUCUACAAGAUUGGCUUCUUCAAACGGAAUCUGAAGGAGAAGAUGGAAGCAGAUGGAGAUACCCCAAAUGGACUCCCUGAGGCAGACUCAGAGCCUCUCUCCCCUGAGAAAGAGGCCAUGGAGCCCCUCCAGGGAGAAAAGGUCGAGGAGAAAGACAAAGCCUAG